AUGUGGUUUUGUUUAUUACUUCUAUUUAUUUCAUUUUGUAAUGGUGAAUAUUGUCAAAAAGUUGAUGGGAAUGAUACUGUAAUCUAUGCAAAUACUUUUUGUAGUGGAUCUACUUUAAUUUCAGGUACAUUAACAGGAGAUUAUACUAAAUAUUCAUCAGUUAUUAUUUCAAUGAAAAAUAAUAAUGGCAUUGAACCACUUUAUUUAGGUUCAAUAAGUAAUACAUUUAAAGCAAAUAAAGUUAUUGUAAGAUUAGAGGAAGGAAUUAGUAAAAGUUAUUCUCUCAACUUUAUGAAUAUUGAAACAAACAUUGAACUUGAAUUAAUUAAAAAUUCUUAUUCAUUUGAAAAAGUUCAAUUUAUUUUCUAUAAUGGAAAUAGUCCAACAAGAAUAAUUGGAGAUGUUGAUGAAUUGUGGGUUAGUGGAAAUGAUAAUUAUUAUUAUUAUUAUCAUUUACCUAUUCAACGUACUUAUAUUAAUUCAAUUCCUAUUAAUUUAAAAUUUAGUUCUGAUAAUAAAGGUAUAUGGUAUUUAAUAUCAUCAUAUGAAGGAUCAAUCAAUAAAAUAACAUCAAAAUCAUCAAAUGAUAAAUAUUUUAAUCAAACAUGUGGUGGAAUGGUUCGAUAUUUUAGUUAUAAUAAUAUUGAAAUUCAUGAUAUAACAACAGAAUGUAAUCAUCAAUUUAAAAAAGAUGAAGAAGAUGAUUUUAAUUCAUUUAUUGUUACUGUCACUGUAUCUUUAUCUAAUUAUAAUUAUCAAAUAUCAUUAUCAACAAAUAAUUAUAUUAUUAGAAAUAACCAUGAUUCAUCAAAUAUUCAUACAAUAUACACAUAUCCUAAUCAAUGGUUAAAAUAUGAAUCAACAAAUCAAAUAACAUUCAAUAUUUAUAGAAAGAAAGAACCAUAUCAAAGAAUUGAAUUCAGUUUAACAAUUGAACAAUCAAAUGAAGGAACAACAUUAAUCAAAGAAGUGGAAAAUAAUGAUAAAUCAAUUUCAACACUAAUUAUUUCUUCUUCAAAACAUUUAUCUUUUUCAAAUGAUAUUGAAUUUUCAAGAACAACAUCAACAACAAAGAAAAGUCAAAUAAUGAUUAUUGGAAUGAAAGGUGUUACAUUUAGUAAUGAUAAGAAUGAUUAUCAUUGUGAUAUAAUGAUUUACAAAGAAGAAACAAGAGAAUGUAUUGAAUGUGAAAAAGGAUAUUAUUUAAAUUCAAAUAAAGAAUGUCAGUUAUCAGAUAAUUGUAUUGUAGGAUAUAAAACAUAUUGUUAUCAAUGUAAAGAAGGAUAUAUUAAAGAAAAAGGAGAAUGUAAAGAAAAAGAUAAUAAAUGUAAUAAAUCAGAAAGAAAUUAUUGUUUAAAAUGUUCAAAUGGAUAUAAAAUACAAAAUAAUCAAUGUGAUGGAGAUAAAGAAGAUCAAUGUUAUUAUGAAGGAAAUGAAUGUGUAUCAUGUUCAAAUGGAUAUACAUUAAAUAAUGGAAAAUGUUCAAAUAAAGAAAAGAAUCGAAAUGGAAAGAAUGAAGAAAUAUAUUGUGAAAUGGAAAAUACAUUGAUAAUAAUAAAUGUAUAG
Entamoeba dispar SAW760 is the source of this 1566-nucleotide messenger RNA. RefSeq lists its product as uncharacterized. The transcript has a single exon. Bases 1 to 1566 code for a protein of 521 amino acids. The record is from RefSeq and is a predicted model, not a curated record. NCBI's taxonomy places the organism in Eukaryota, Evosea, Mastigamoebida, Endamoebidae.